This is a messenger RNA of Oncorhynchus gorbuscha (pink salmon), 7201 nucleotides long. RefSeq names its product cAMP-specific 3',5'-cyclic phosphodiesterase 4C-like. The coding region runs from base 1256 to 3451 and encodes 731 amino acids. Lineage: Eukaryota; Metazoa; Chordata; Actinopteri; Salmoniformes; Salmonidae. Gene Ontology annotation, cellular component: perinuclear region of cytoplasm; nucleus; cytosol. The record is from RefSeq and is a predicted model, not a curated record. The transcript has 14 exons. Gene Ontology annotation, molecular function: 3',5'-cyclic-AMP phosphodiesterase activity. Gene Ontology annotation, biological process: signal transduction.
AGAAACUCCACCUGAGUACAUAUGAGUGCACCCUCACCCCCUGCUACCCCUUAUUCGUGGAAUCCAACAAUGCACCAUGUCAUUAGUUAGCUGUAGGGGGAAGGAAGCCACAUUGGGAGGCAUGUCGAUCCCACAUGUUGGCCUUAACUAGGCUAGGGCUGCCAGGAGAGAGUGCGUGAUAGAGAGCGACCUGGAGUUUUACUGGAGUUUUCUAUUCACUAUAAACAUUUUCUCCAUGUGCCUUUUUAAUACAGUAGGUGUGUAAGUUAUACUUUUAACCAUUUUGCAACCAUCUCCAACUUUACCAUCUGCUUCUGGCAUACUCAAUGAAGUCUUGGAUUUUCCUUUCCUCAGAAGAUGCCAACGCUGCCGCAGUUUCUUGAAUCGAAUUCCUUCUUUACUGAAAGGUUUUGUUUUCAGUCUCUUUCACUUUUACUGUUGAUAUCCUCCUGAAAAGCUGAAAACGGUUGUGGGGACUUGUAUGGGCCUUGGUUGCAGCCCCCACAGCUAGCACCUCUGGGGACGGAGGAAGCUCUCCCACACUGCGGAGAGAGGUCAACGCUUGCUCUGCCCUCCUCACUCGUUCCUCAUUCCCUUCUCUUUCUCACAUUGCUGAAGGUUACUGGAUCAUGGAGGAUUUCCACUUUCUGUAGAGACAGAUGGAAAGACAGAGAGGGAAUGUGAGAGACUUUGUUUUAAGUGCUGACAUUUUUAUCUUUCAAGGACUUUCUACAGCAGUUCUAUUUAAGAAUCCGUCUCUGGAGUUUGGACAACAGAAGAGACAACCUCAAAAUGAAAUGCUAAUACAGCUAUUCAAGAUGGCUAUCUGGGGCACUGACUGAAGACCGCUGGUCUUGUUGAGACUUGCGUAGCCUACAGCACUUGGGACUCCUUUAUUUUCUGCUUCUCCCCAGCCUCUCCCCUUCUCAUGACCUACAGUUACCCCAGUAUCCUGGUGCGUCAGAAGGGCUUGCAUCCUUUCUUCCCCUCCACCUGGCUCUCCCUGCCCAAAGGGCAGCACACCUGUGAUCGGGGGGCUGGUCCGGGGACACCCACCUACCCACCCACCACUCCCUGGGUCUUCCCAGGCAGUAGCAGCAUGUGGUGGCUACAGCCCUGGCAGGAGAGCCCUUCGGAGAGAAUGAGCUCCAUCUGAGCUCCACCUCGUCUCACAGCUGUUGUGGGUGUGUGGAGCCUCUCUUUUUGUUGUCAGCCCAGCAAGUCAUACUGUAGCAGCCAGAAGCUUUGACCCACAAUGAACAAAGAUCACCGAUUUCCAAGGAAAGGGAGCCUGUUUGGCUGUGGCCCAAGCAGCCACGGUCGGAGACACUCAUGCUUAGGCUUUGAUGUGGAGAAUGGGAUGUCGGUGGGGCGCAGUCCCCUGGACCCCCAGGUCAGCCCCAUCUCUGGCCUGGUCCUACAGGCCAACUACCCCCACAGCCAACGCCGCGAGUCCUUCCUCUAUCGCUCCGACUCAGAUUUCGACCUCUCGCCCAAAGCCAUGUCCCGCAACUCCUCCACGGCCAGUGAGCUACAUGGAGAAGACAUGAUUGUGACACCAUUUGCACAGGUGCUUGCCAGUCUCCGAACAGUCAGAAGCAAUUUUGCCUACAUAACUCAUCUGCAAGAUCGGCCCAACAGGCGGUCAUCAGGCAGCAACCCUCACUCCAUAACUACCCACACCAAGUCAAGCAUAACAGACGAGCCCUACCAGAAGCUGGCCAUGGAGACGCUGGAGGAGCUGGACUGGUGUCUGGACCAGCUGGAGACCCUGCAGACCCGUCACUCAGUCAGUGAGAUGGCUUCCAACAAGUUCAAAAGGAUGUUGAACAGAGAGCUCACCCAGUUGUCAGAAACCAGCCGGUCAGGAAACCAAGUCUCAGAGUUUAUCGCCAACACUUUCUUAGAAAAGCAGCAUGAUGUGGAGAUUAUGUCUGGGCCUCCUAAGGAGAAAGACAAGAAGAAGAAGAGGCCCAUGUCCCAGAUCGUUGCAGUGAAGAAGCCUGCCCUCAGCCCCAACCUCACCCCCACCCAGAUCCCCCGUUUCGGGGUCACCACCCUCCAGGAGGGCUUAUUGGCCACGGAAUUUGAGGAGAUCAACAGAUGGGGUCUAGAUAUUUUCAAGAUCGCUGAAUACUCGGGGAAUCGGCCUUUGACAGUGGUCAUGUACUCCAUUUUCCAGGAGCGAGAGCUGCUGAAAAACUUUAAGAUCCCAGCCGACACCUUCAUCACCUUCAUGAUGACCCUGGAGGACCACUACCACGCCGACGUGGCCUACCACAACAACAUCCACGCUGCCGACGUGGUACAGUCCACCCACGUUCUCCUCUCCACCCCUGCCCUGGAGGCUGUCUUCACUGACCUGGAGAUCAUGGCUGCUCUGUUUAGCAGUGCUAUACACGAUGUAGAUCACCCCGGAGUGUCCAACCAGUUCCUCAUCAACACAAAUUCUGAGCUGGCUCUGAUGUACAACGACGCUUCUGUCCUGGAGAACCACCACCUGGCUGUGGGCUUCAAGCUGCUACAGGAGGACAACUGUGACAUCUUCCAGAGCCUCAGCAAGAAACAGGGGCAGUCCCUCAGGAAGAUGGUCAUCGACAUGGUGUUGGCCACUGACAUGUCCAAGCAUAUGAACUUCCUGGCUGACCUGAAGACCAUGGUGGAGACCAAGAAGGUGACCAGUCUUGGAGUGCUGCUGCUGGACAACUACUCAGACCGCAUCCAGGUCCUUCAGAACAUGGUUCACUGUGCUGACCUCAGUAACCCCACCAAGCCCCUGGAGGUCUACCGUAAGUGGACCGACCGCAUCAUGGUGGAGUUCUUCACCCAGGGGGACAGGGAGAGGGACAAGGGAAUUGAGAUCAGCCCUAUGUGUGACAAACAUAAUGCCUCCAUCGAGAAGACCCAGGUGGGAUUCAUAGACUACAUCGUCCACCCUCUGUGGGAGACGUGGGCUGACCUGGUCCACCCUGACGCCCAGGACAUCCUAGAUACCCUGGAGGACAACCGGGAGUGGUACCAAAGUAUGAUCCAGCGCAGCCCCUCACCCACACUUGAGGACAGGGAUCUUGACGGGGGGCCAGGAGCCCUGGAAGCCACACCGGGGGGAUGCUGCGCCUCCGCUGGGGACAAGUUCCAGUUUGAACUCACCCUGGAGGAGGAGGAGGAGGGUGACUCAGACCUGGAGAGCCCCCCCGAGGAGGAGACGUCACAGGGGGGAGAGACCUCUAGGAAGACCCCGGCCCUGUCUCUAUCCCCAGAGCCCAGCAGCAGAUACCGGCCCCCCUCCCCCCACCCUGGCCGGGCCCUCAGUCUGGCCACCAUGUCGGUUAGGAGCCCCGACCUUCUCAGAACGUUGGGCCCCGGGGUGGGCGCGGACGACAUAGGCGAUAGGGACAGAGAACUGGGCCAGGAAGGCAGUAGUGUAGCUUACCUACGGCUUGGCACGUAACACAAACCUUGGCCCUCCCUUCAACUUAUUCCAUCCCUGCCUUGGUUUGUGGGUCCCAGCAGCAAUUGGACAUGCAGGGUGGGAUUUCUAUCAAGUCUGUAAUGACAACAGUUCCUUUACACUGGAGACACCUUAACACUUUUAAUAUUGUAGAACAAGAAGUAUCGUUUUAUUCUCUAUUUUCUUCUGUGUGCGAGAUAGGACUUUUUAGUCCUGCAUUCUGUAGUUGAUUCUGGGCGGAAAGUGUCUUAGACUCGAAGGUAGAGAACUGACCACAAGCUAACCAGUCUCACCUGAUCGAAGCAAGGAAUUAUACUGAGAAAACGAUGUCUUCCUCAAAAUAAUGGAAUAUAGAUAUUCAAUGGAAUAUUGCAAGGAUUGUAAUAAUUUUACAGGGUCUUGGAACUUUUGCACCACACAUUUUGAAUUCAGUCAGCAUAAAGUAGUAUAUUUUAUUUAGUUUGUCUCUGAGAAUUAUGUGAAUGUUUUACCAAAUCCAGUAUGUACCUGAAUAGUGAGAGAAUUGUAACUUAAACCUCAGGGUAUGACGAGAUAUAAAUGAUUUUAAUGUAGCAUGGACGUCUUGGGUACCCCUUAACGGAGACUGCCUGUUUAGAGUUGUGUUACUGAUGACAAACAGCUCUUAGAACCUUACCGCUUCAAGUUAUGCAAAAAUACAUAUUUGUCUGGCGACCUCUAUUGAUCUCAAUUGAAAAGUUAAUUAAUGAAUUUGAGAACUAAAGCAAUUUAAAUAUAAAAUAUGAAACGAACAGUACCAGUAAAUUGUAUUUCAAAAUCCCGAAGUACUAUGGUUGAUUGGGGUACCCAAUACAAGUUGUUUUAAAUCUAGACUAACACCGCUUACACUCAUGUUUGUAAAGUUGUAUGUUUCCAUCUGAUUAUGUUUUACGUUGUCACAUUUUCUAUUUGAUUUGAAAUGGUUCCGUUUUGUUAUAUAUAUAUUGGGUGUCCUCACCAUGGGUGUAUUCAUUUCACCGAUUCUGUUGCAAACCGGAAAACUGGUUUCUACUGGAAAAAUUCAGGUAGGUCUGUCCCCGUUUCGUUUCAUUUGCUCGGUUUGCUUUGGUAAAUGAUUUCCGUUGCAAGACGUAACGAACACACCCCAGAUCUGUUUGUCUCUGAGCUUUGUAAGCAUCAUUAUCAGGGUGUCUCCAUCAUACAGUAGCACUUUACACUUUUUGUUGUAGAGGAAGCCCAUUCAGUUCUAAAGAACUUGAGCCAAACCAUGAUUUUAGUGGUCAGCCAUGGAAGGCUGUAGUUCCUGUCCAGAAACAACCCCUAGGCCUAACGCCUAGCAAUAGGGAGAAAAUUCAACCUAGCAGAGAGUGAGAUGGAGACAUUGUCAUGUAGCUUAAAGGGGCAUGCAGUCAAAAACGUGAUAUCCUGUGUUUUAUAUAUACAUUUCAACACUGAGGUUGGAAUAAUACUGUGAAAUUGUGACAAUUAUGAUAAUGCACUUUAACAGCUAGUUCAGGUUACACAUCCCUCCCAUUAGGUUCCUCGGACCACUCUGACAGUCCUAGCUAAAUUCUUGCUGGAGAAAUGGUAUUUUGGCAAGCCAUUUGUUUCUUUUUGAGAAUUUUAAUUGAAAAUUAUCUUAAUUGUUACCCAGAAAUAAUUUGAUAUUGAGAUAAAAACGGCUGCAUUGAACCUUUUAAACCUAUAAAAUCCUGUCAGAUCUCCAGAAGUGUGGAAGGGUUAGUGGUUGUUUCUGAACAGGGCCACAUUGUGGACUAAUUAGGGCUUAUUCAGUAGUGUGUGAUGCUUUGAAAGUUUCAGAUAGAAAUGUAAUGAACAGCGUUGAUAUUAUUCCCUGUAGUACACAACAGAAAACCAUGUCUGGUUUUCACAAUACUGUACAUUCUGUAUUGACAUUGGAUACUUUUUUAUUCGCCUGAAUAAGCCCCUAAUGUCUUGAUUGAUUUGUUCUUGAAGAAACUAGUUUAUAGGGAAAAUCUUUGGAAUUUGCGCAAAAUUUGCCAACCUAAGUCGUUAUGAAAUGUUGAACAAAGUUCUCUCUGAACUGUUGAUUGUAAUCAUGUCAAAGUUUGACUUUAAAAUGUGUUGAGUUUCAGCAAUUAUCAGUUAGAAUUAUGCUAUAAUUUUAAUGGAAAUUGUAAUAACUUGACUUUAUAUGUUGGAUGUAAUGCUUCAAUGUAGAGCUCUAUUCAAUCCGUAUUGCAGAAGUUCAGCGUUAUUGGCAUUUGAAGGCAAUGUUCCUGAAUAACGGAGACUGCACAGUAAACGCUGCAUAUGUCAGCUCGAUCAGAAGUUACCAUCAUAUCGCAUAAUCUGUAACGCUUCAGCCCUUAUGCUCUGCUCUUCACAAGGCUAUAGCUUUUACCUACAGUAUGUGAAUGUCAAUUGACCACAAACAUAAAUUUUCAAAGUUAAUUUAUAUUAAUUGCGUUCGCUGAUUGCACCCUAAUUUUUAAGUUAAACCAAUACUGUACAACUUAACUAGCCCCUGCCAAAUAUAAGUACACUGAACAGUUUUUUCCCCCCAUACGCUCAAAAGGCUUCUCAAAUGUCUUAUUUCUCCUUUGCCAAGAUAAUCCUGACAGGUGAGGCAUAUCAAGAGGCUGAUUAAAUGGCAGGAUCAUUUAUUGUGCUGGGCACAAUAAAGGCCACUCUAAAAUGUGCAGUUUUCUCACAACACAAUGUCACACAAGUUUAGAGUGAGCUGACUGCAGUAACGUCCAACAGAGCUACGCGGACAGCUGAUGCCACUAGCACACUGGAGAAGUGUGCUCUUCACAGAUAAAUCCCAGUUUCAACUUUAUCGGGCAGAUGGUGUUGUGUGGGUGAGCGAUUUGCAGAUGUCAACGUUGUGAACAAAGUGGAGUUAUGGUAUUUGCAGGCAUAUGCUACAGACAACGAACAACAAUUGCAUUUUAUCGAUGGCAAUUUGAAUGCACAGAAAUACCAUGAUGAGAUCGUGAGGGCCAUUGUCGUGCCAUUAAUCCGCCGCCAUCACCUCAUGUUUCAGCAUGAUAAUGCAAGGAUCUGUACAUAAUUCCUAGAAGCUAAAAAUGUCCCGGUUCUUCCAUGGCCUGCACAGUCACCAGAAAUAUCACACAUUGAGCAUAUUUGGGAUGCUCCGCACAGCUGUAACUCAGUAAACUCUGAAAUUGUUGCGUUUUACAUUUUUGUUCAGUGUAUAUAAAAAAGAUCACUCAAUUAUCCUUAAUGGAGGACAGUGAAAUCUGAAAAUAAAAUUCAACAGCUCCAGCAUAGUCAACUUGCCUGGGAACUAACACUAAAGUAUUUCCCACUUACUCUUUUCCUGGUAAGGCAGGGGAAAAGUACACAAGUAUUCAUAAAUAACUUGACCAUAUUCUAUUCACUCAUGUUUGGGAAUAAUAAGCAAACAGCUCAAAUAAGAGCCUUAAAUUGUGACUGGAGAGGAGCUGAGCUGUAUCGUGGGUAAAACGUACAUAAAUCAGUGUCAUUCAGUGUUAAAUGUGUCAGAGAAGAGAAGUUCGAGAAGUUAGAAUGGUGACUCUUGGUCCCUUUAUUGCUUUGCUGAAACUGACAUGGUAUACCAUUACGGGGAUUGUUCUGUGUGUCUUUUUUAUCCGCAAUGUUGGACAGUAGUAUGUAAGUACGGUAAGAGAUCUUAAUUUUUCCGGAGCCAAAAAUAUUUUAUAAAUUUGCUUAAUUUAAAAGUAAUUUUUAAAAACAUUUCUGUAGUUCAGUGAAAAUGCCAAUAAAUUAUGGAAACCUGUA